Molecule: messenger RNA, 3293 nt
Organism: Octopus sinensis (East Asian common octopus)
Lineage: Eukaryota; Metazoa; Mollusca; Cephalopoda; Octopoda; Octopodidae
Exons: 2
Coding region: 1675-2940 (421 amino acids)
Biological process (GO): transmembrane transport; monoatomic anion transport
Molecular function (GO): transmembrane transporter activity
Source: RefSeq, a predicted model, not a curated record
AGUUAAAGCUUGCUUGGAGAUGUUAAUGACGAUUAACAAUUGAAUAUUAGAUAUUUUGUUUUUACCUAAGCUGGAGAAGUGCAUACGCUAAACGGAUUCCAACAACGAUGAGGAUUAGAGAAUAAUACAAAUUGUUCAGAUCUGUCAUAGUUUCGGCAUUGCAUAUGAGGGGUCAGGAGCAACUUGAGAAAAAUGACAAAGAAGAGGGCCUAUACAACGGAUCCAUUCUUGGCCUGAAUUAAAAUCAUAAAGAGGCGUGAAGAAUUACUCGAAUAUUCUUUCUCAGCGUCACCAAUUCUAUUCAACGAUAUUCGUCAUAGAACUAAUAUUUCCUGCUGCUGGAUCUUCGGUUUCUGAACGUCUGGAUUACAUGGCAUCACUCAACAUGCAAUAGAAACUACAUCGUAAACCCGAAACAUACAAGUUUUCUAAACUAAUAUUAAUUAUACUUAAACAAAUCAAAGAAUUUAGACCAUAUUGCAGACUGAUCUCUCUUGGAGUUUACUACCACUAUCUAUGACGUACGCACUGAUAUUUUACUAUAAAAUGUUAUUAUAAAAACCAAAGAACCAACUGGAAUUGAAAACUCAUUUUGUAAUACUUAAUUGGAUCUCAAAUAUCCUUCAGCUGUUUCUUAUGCAUUUGUAAAGUCUCAGAUUUACAGUAGAUACAGAAGGAUUCGGGCAUGAUGGUGUUAAUUCCUGUCUCAAAUAGUCAAAUCCUUGAACCUUUAUUCUCUGCAGGUUUCUGUCACAGCCCUGUUUCUUUACUUAUUUUAUUGCAUUUUCGCCUUAACUUGACAUUUUCUAUUCCGAAAUAAAAGAGAACCUCAGUUAACAAACUCCAUAACUGAUGAAUAUUGUUACUUGAAUUUAUAGUAAUUGCAAAGUAAAGUACAUGUUUCUCGAUAAAAAAAGUGUACUAAUUUACUGUGACCCUAUAAUUCUAACUGUACUGUACAAAAGACAUUUUGUUCAUAAUUUUGGAAGAACACAUUUUAUUCUAUGCAAAACACACUUGAGAAAACAAAGAUCUGUUAUAUAAUAAGUAAUUUCAGAGAAGGCAAUAACGCAACCUAAUCAAAGUUAUUACUUAUUGAACUGCUACAAUUGUUUGUUAGUGUAUGUUAAGAUUCCUCAUCGAUUGGUAUAAUUUCAGAUUCUAAACGUCAAUCGAAAUUGAUUUUAUACAAACCAAAGAACCAAAUGGAAGUUAACAAAGCAAUUAAUGUGUAUAUUUACUUGAGUUAUGAUUGAUUCGAAAAUAACGUAUAUGUUUAUCGAUAAAAAAUGUACUAAUUUACCGUGAACAUUAACUCUACCCAAAAUGUACUAGAGGUACGUUAUUGAAGUGCUACAAUUGUUUGUUAGUGUAUGUUAGAUUCCUCAUCGAUUGAUAUAAUUUCAGAUUCUAAGCGUCAAUCGAAACUUUGUGAGAAUCUGGAAAACCUGAAGUUCAAGAGAAAAUGUCGAGGUUUAUCAGAUGGGUGAAACAUUACACUUCAUGUCGAUGGAGAUUAUGUUAUGCCUGUACUGUUGCUUUUCUUCUGAUGCAAACAUUAAGAGUUGAUCUAAGCAUGGCUUUUGUUUGUAUGUUGAAACCACUCAAUCGUACAACUGAGAAGGUUAACAUUACUGCAAACAACCGAGAGUGUUCUACUUCGGACAAUAUUCUAUGAAUCAAAACUAUGAAGGAGAGUUCGAAUGGAGCGAUGCUCUACAAUCGAAUAUGUUGGCAGGGUACUUCUAUGGGUAUAUAGCAACUAAUAUUUUGGGUGGUGUAUUGGCAGAUAAAUAUGGUGGGAAAAGGGUUCUUGGAGGUUCACUUCUCAUAGCAUCAAUUUUGACCAUUCUUUACCCAAGUUUAUCUCGAAUUAGUGGUUACUUUACACUUUUUCUAAGGAUAUUAACUGGCAUGGCAUCGUCAGCGGUGCCCCCAUCAAUUCAGUCCUUAUUUGGACGUUGGGGCCCUCCAAAAGAAAUCAGUUCUUUGAUUGGGUUUUCAUUUGCUGGUCAGUUUAUAGGUAGUAUUGUAGGUCUUUCAAUAUCUGGUUUUCUUUGUGUUUAUGGAUUUGAUAAUGGAUGGGGUUCCAUAUUUUAUAUAUUUGGUGGAAUAUCGUUGGUAUUUAGUUGUGUAUGGUUUUACAUUGUUUAUGAUAAUCCAGACGUCCAUCCCACAAUCAGCGAAGAAGAACGUUCUUACUUAAAAAGGACUAUAGUAAGUGAAAAUGUAGUCAAGAAUCUGCCUUGGCGACGACUGAUUUUCUCACCUGCCGUAUGGGCUAUUAAUUUCGGUAUGUUUUCUUAUGGCUGGACUGAUAUAUCUUUCCAAGUAUUGCUCCCUCUGUAUAUGAAAGAAGCCUUAAACGUUAAUACAACAGCGAACGGUUUAAUGUCGUCUGUUCCUUCCAUUGGACAAAUCAUUGCUCUACCGUUGUGUGGAAAAUGUGCAGAUAUUUUACGUUCCAAGAAAUAUCUGUCAACUCGUUCCGUACGAGUUUUAUUCCAAACAUUUUCCAUGGUGGCUUCAGCAUGUCUGCUGAUUGCCAUAGGAUUCCUUAGAUGUGACCAAACCAUUCUAAUAACACUGCUUUUGUUUCUCAGUGGUAUAACAAUAUCAUUUACCAGUGGUGGUGCCCUCGUCAAUAACAAUGACAUUGCUCCAAAUUAUGCUGGUGUUAUAUUUGGAUUUGCCAACACAUUUACUUCCAUAGCAGGCUGCAUUAGCGCCGUAUCUACUAACGCUCUAACACCAAACGGUACACAAAAAGAAUGGCAGAUCACGUUCGCCGUGUACGCUGCUAUUUGUGUAUUUGGUGCAAUAUUUUUUGCAAUAUUAGCAAAAGGAGAGAUCCAAGAUUGGACAGGUCCAGAAGUACCCGGAUCAUCUGUGCAUCCUAGCAACAGGAAUACAAAAGGAAGAGAUGAGAAAAUUCUUUGAUCGUUUUGCCUAGCUAGAACAUGGGAGACCAAGAUACAUUCAGUAGUUGCGAAUAACUAUCCUUCUCAUUUGUUUAUUUUCUUUUAGUUUUGGUAAUAUUGGAUGAAAAUUUGAGUUAAUUUCUAGUAUUUGUUUUGUUUACUUUCUGAAAAAAAUUUACGGUGACAUAUAAUCUCUACUUUUCUUAUAGCGACCUCUUCGUUUUCAUUGUUUUCAAAAAAUAGAAAUCGCUAUGAAACCCCUUCCUUUCACUAUCGUUUCUUUUUUCAUUCUGUCUCUAGAAUUAUUUAGAAUUAUAUAUGCUUAUGCAAUGUCGAAUUAUGUAAAAUUAUUUAAUAUUUCUUUCGUCCAUA